Molecule: messenger RNA, 672 nt
Organism: Arabis nemorensis
Lineage: Eukaryota; Viridiplantae; Streptophyta; Magnoliopsida; Brassicales; Brassicaceae
Source: the annotation of a GenBank genome assembly
AUGGAGAGAGGAAAAUGCUUGAUGUCCAUGAAGCUUAGACCGGUGGUGACGAGGCCGUCUUCGGACACGGCUUUGUUUUGGCCGUUUGGGGAAGAAAGAGCGUUUACGACGGUUGAGGAGUACGGCGGUGGAGGUGGUUGCAUGUGGCCACCUAGGUCUUACUCGUGCAGCUUUUGCGGGAGAGAGUUCAAGUCGGCGCAAGCACUAGGCGGUCACAUGAACGUUCAUCGAAGAGACCGAGCUCGUCUCAAACAACAAUCAUUAUCAUCUUCAUCAAAUGACCAAGCCACGCCUCUUGAACAUGAUCAACAACAAGAAGUUCUUGAUGUAGGAUCAAAGGUUCUUGUCCAAGAAGAAUCAAGAAAGCCUAAUGGAACUAAGAGGGAGAUAAGUGAUGUUUGUAAUAAUAAUGUUCCUUUGAAAAGAUUUGAGCAUUACAAUGAUGAAGUCAAGACUGAUUUAUCGGUCGGUCUACUGAGCUCUGAUCAGUUCGAUACCCGGAAGAAGCAACUAAUCAACGGAUCAUCUACGUCGUGGAAGAGAGCAAAGACAGAUGUUUCAAGAUUGCCAAUGAUGUUAGAGUUGGUCAUUGGAGUCUCCAAGAUCAACGGUCAUCAUGAGGAGUUGGAUCUUGAGCUAAGGCUAGGAGCUGAUCCGCCAAAGGUUAACUAG